Manis pentadactyla (Chinese pangolin) is the source of this 1036-nucleotide messenger RNA. RefSeq names its product calcium and integrin binding 1 (gene CIB1). Bases 226 to 801 code for a protein of 191 amino acids. The record is from RefSeq and is a predicted model, not a curated record. NCBI's taxonomy places the organism in Eukaryota, Metazoa, Chordata, Mammalia, Pholidota, Manidae. Gene Ontology annotation, molecular function: calcium ion binding. The transcript has 7 exons.
CCCCGCCCCGGACCCCGCCUCCAGCUCGCCCGGGACCGCCCGGAGCCCGGAGCCAGCGGGCGGAACCGGGCCGGGAGCACCUGGGAGCUCGAAGGAGGAGACGGGCCAGGGGGCGGUGGCCCCAGGAGCGGUUGCCGCGGGGACGGGACGGUGACGCCGCUCGAGGGCGGAAGUGAGAAAGUUACCGGCGUCCCGGGACGAGUUGGCGGAGCUGUGCUCGCGGCGAUGGGGGGCUCGGGCAGUCGCCUGUCCAAGGAUCUGCUGGCCGAGUACCAGGACCUGACGUUCCUCACCAAGCAGGAGAUCCUCCUAGCCCACAGGCGGUUCUGUGAGCUGCUUCCCCAAGGUCACCGGAGUGUGGAGGAGUCACUGCAGGCACGAGUGUCUUUGGAGCAGAUCCUCGGCCUUCCAGAACUCAAGGCCAACCCCUUCAGGGAGAGAAUCGGCAGGGUCUUCUCUACAUCCCCAGCCAGAGACAGCCUGAGCUUCGAGGACUUCCUGGACCUCCUCAGUGUGUUCAGUGACACAGCAACCCCAGACGUCAAGUCCCACUACGCCUUCCGCAUCUUUGAUUUUGAUGAUGAUGGGACCUUGAACAGAGAAGACCUGAGCCAGCUUGUGAACUGCCUCACUGGGGAGGGUGAGGACACGCGGCUCAGUGCUUCGGAGAUGAAGCAGCUCAUUGACAACAUCCUGGAGGAGUCCGACAUUGAUAGGGAUGGGACCAUCAAUCUCUCAGAGUUCCAGCAUGUCAUCUCUCGCUCACCGGACUUUGCCAGCUCCUUUAAGAUUGUCCUGUGACUGGCCACAGCUGUCCCAGCAGCCCGUCGAAGAACCAUCCCACUGCUGAGCUGUGGCAAAGGUCACGCACACCUGUUGCCUGGGCCACCAAGCUGGCCCGCCUGGGGCUGGCACUGUGCAGUUCUGCCCCAGGCAGGAGAGGGCCUUGCACUGCCAGGGCCGUCCCCUGCUCGCUGUCCCUGUCAUCGCUCUGUUUCUGCUAACCAGUAAUAAACGUUGAGAGGUUUUUACCCUA